Messenger RNA from Oryza brachyantha (malo sina), 634 nucleotides. RefSeq lists its product as uncharacterized. The record is from RefSeq and is a predicted model, not a curated record. The transcript has a single exon. NCBI's taxonomy places the organism in Eukaryota, Viridiplantae, Streptophyta, Magnoliopsida, Poales, Poaceae. Bases 76 to 354 code for a protein of 92 amino acids.
GCGCAAGAACACAUCCCCUGUUUUUUCUCCAGUCAGAGAGAGAUCGAAAGUUUUUCGUUUUUCGGCGAGAGUUUGAUGGAGGAGAAGGCGGCGGCGGCGAUGGCGUGCUACCGGAGGACGGUGGGGGAGGAGGCGACGUUCAAGGAGAGAUCCAAGGACCUUCUCCGGCAAUUCAAGGACGCGCCGGCGGGGGACCACUGGGUCUGUCUCAAGAACAAGGUCCGCGCCGCCGGCGAGUACGCCGCCCUCCGGACUCGCCAGGGCAUCGCCAUGUUCGGCGAGCCCAAUGUAGGCAGCCUCUUGGGAGGCGCCAAGGACGACGACUGCAGCAAGACGCCGUCCGCCGAGCAAUAGACGAAUGGAGCAGUAGCAUCUCGAAUUCUCGAUGCCAGAGGCGAAAAGCGCAAACUCCAUAAAUAGUGUUUUCUCCGUCUUCAAGUUUUAGUCGUUGCUGUUAAUUAACCCAGGCUUCAGUGUGUAGUUAUACCUUCUACUCUUUGGUAGAAGCUAGAAUAUUAUUGCAUCAAUAGCUAUCGGUAAAUUUUCCCGAGGAAUUUUUGUGGCUCUGUUUUAUUCUUCAUUAAUUACAAACACUGAAUUUUGCUUCCAACUCAUUCUUCAUGCGAGUUCUCAC